GGUGUAGUGUUGCCGCAAUCACUAUUGUUAUUCUUCUUAUUUUUCCUUGCCUCAUCGUGGUCACCAUCGCCGUCGUCCUCCUCCUCCUCGAAAGUGUAGACACACUGACGCAGCACCUCAGCUGUCCGCUUCAGUUUGCUCUCGAGGUCCAGCAGUAUGUGCUGCAAGUCCAGGUCGCCCUGCGGCAACUCCGGAGCAGGAGAUUCCGUCAUGUCCGCCCCCCACACGACCCCCUGAAGAAAAGGCCCGGCAGGCACAAAAACGUCAACACCAACGAGCACCAAGCAAUGAAGUCACAAGCAAACUAA
This is a messenger RNA of Trypanosoma grayi, 308 nucleotides long. RefSeq lists its product as hypothetical. The annotation marks the transcript as partial. The record is from RefSeq and is a predicted model, not a curated record. The transcript has a single exon. Lineage: Eukaryota; Euglenozoa; Kinetoplastea; Trypanosomatida; Trypanosomatidae.